Diatraea saccharalis (sugarcane borer) is the source of this 942-nucleotide messenger RNA. The record is from the annotation of a GenBank genome assembly. Lineage: Eukaryota; Metazoa; Arthropoda; Insecta; Lepidoptera; Crambidae.
AUGCAAGUGCUAGCUACGUUCUUACUCGUGUGGCUGGUAGGUGGAGUGAGGGCAGUCAUCAGGACUCCUCUGGAAGCCUUUCGACCUUCCGGAGAGAUCCACAUAAAAAGGCCUGAUAAGCUGCCGUUGCUGCCGCACAGGAGGACUACGUUGCCGCCAAAAAGCGGCCUCAAGAUACUUUAUCAGAUCGGGGGCAUCCGGAGUACUUCCAUUCAAGACGCACGUGGUCUCUAUUCCUUUGAGACGGAUGCCAGUUCGAAUCUCGGCCGAGAUACCCUUGAGUCUCUUCACUGUGAGGUGGUCUCGGAGGAAGACCUGCCGCUGUGCAGGGCUAGACAGGUGUGCAGUAAAGUGGAUCUGUACGACGCCAGCCAGCCCUGGAUCGAGAGAAAGUGCCGGUGCUUAGGACACAGACCUUGUUCUAGUGAACUUAUACCCGAUGACAACCAUACGCUCGCAGACAAAACCACCUUGUACAAGACAUGCGAACCGGUAAAAAGGCUACCAAAAUGUCGAUACUUCAAAGAGGCCGCCUGGACGAUCUUCUCCUACCCUGACAGCAACGCCACGCAGCAGAUAGUCAACUGUCAUUGCCCCAAGAACUCGGUCACUUACCUCCUCAAGAAGAUACCGUACACGACACCUAGCGGUGAGCAGGGGAACCAGUACCAGUUCGCGUGUUCGCCGCAAAGCAGAUUACGUUGUUCACGGAAGGAGCCAUGCAAAUUGUUCAGUGCGAGGCGACGGCACGAACAAAUCGACGAAGUUAACGCAAACACGAUAUGUCAAUGUCCGAGAGAUCACACAUGCCCCAGACACCAUACCGAACCCGGUGUGUUGGCUGGAGUGACGUACGCUGCUGAGGACAUACGCACCUACCACGGGUACUGUAUGCCGGAGCCACCACCAGACGUGUAUAGGUUCGUUGGUGAUAAAGAUUGA